This is a messenger RNA of Phalacrocorax carbo (great cormorant), 2030 nucleotides long. The record is from RefSeq and is a predicted model, not a curated record. Lineage: Eukaryota; Metazoa; Chordata; Aves; Suliformes; Phalacrocoracidae.
GGGCGCCGCCCCCUUCGCGCGCUGCUGCCGGCGGCUGAGGGCCCGGGGCUCUGGGCCUGCUCGCCCCGGGGGCCGCUCGCCCCCGCCCCCGCCCCGCGGCCUGUGGAAACCGCGAGGAAGCCAAUGGCGGCCCCCGAGUCUGGGCGAGGCCGCAUUGCCCCUUGGGCUGAAGAGGGGCGGCGAUGCCUGGGGCUCCCCGUGCCUCUCCUCGCUGCCUUGGCUUCUCCGGCCUCACCCGCAGCCGGGCUGGGCGCCACGGGCCUGCCAGGCCACUCGGGGGGAUAACGGGCCUCCCCGAAUGAGGGUCACGCAAUACCGGGCUGAGUCUGAGGCGUGUGGGACACGGCGCUACAACUGACACAGAGGCCUCUGGUCCCCUUGGCUGAGGUGACGGGGAUGUUCGGCUGGUAGCGGAGCUCUAAUUGGAGAGUUGUUCUGCAUUUCACACUGUCUGAGAUCGCUGAGCUUAGGUCUUUCUGUCUAGGAAGGAGUUGAAGCUGGAAAUCCGAGCAUCAGCAUUUACAGCGUGACAUGUAACCCUGAGGGGAAAAACCUGAUAUGUAAGGCUCAACAGCAGCCGAAGCGCUGUACAGCUGGGAUCCUGGAGCAUUACAGUAUUGACAGCUUGAUAUGUCUCUGUUAAUGAGUAGUUUUUGAGUUCAGUCCACACCAGUUACGGAACUUCCAAAACAGCGUGCCGUUGCUAAUCAUUAUUCUGGAAGCUGCUUUCAUCAUCCUCUUUUACUUUUUUGACAUAGAUAAUGAUGAUUCACCCCUAUCAGGCAUCUCCUACCCAGCUUUUCAAGAUGUCAGCCACAUGAUGAUUUUUGGAUUUGGCUUUUACCUGACAUUUCUGAAAAGAUACGGGUUUAGCAGCACCGGCUUCAACCUCCUGAUCAUUGUAAUUGGUGUCCAAUGCUCCAUGCUGAUAGAAGGUGUAUUAGUUUCCUUUCUUCCAAACAAAAUCGAGGAUAGACUGAAAAGAAGAACGGCUGUUGUGAGUACGACUGCUGUGGUCAUCUCUUCUGCAGCUGUUCUUGGGAAGACUAAUCCUGUGCAAUUAAUUGUGAUGACAGUUGUGGAGGUAAUGGUUUUCUGGAUGAACAGAUGGAUCAACACCAAAUUCCUGCAGAAUCCAGACAAUAUCAGCAUGAUGCAUGUUCACCUGUUUGGAGCCUACUUCGGUCUGGCAGUCUCCUCACGUUUCUCUGAGCCAUCACCAAGGUCUGAGAAGAAUGGGAGUACCCCGAAGUCGGAUUUAUUGUCAAUGUUGGGUACGCUCUUUCUCUGGGUAUUCUGGCCAAGCUUCAAUUCUGUACUGGCUGCGGACAGCAAGGGCAAAGCAAUCUACAACACCUACUUUGCCCUUGCAGUGAGUGCUGUAACUGCCUUCGUGUUGUCUGUUCUGACCACAAAGGACGGAAAAUUCAGAAUGAGUCACAUCCGCAGUGCAGUGCUAGCUGGUGGGGUCGCUGUUGGUUAUGCAGCACACAGUAUCGAGUAUCCUUGGAUUGCAAUGAUUUUGGGUCUGCUUGCCAGUGUGAUAACCAUAUUAGGAUCUUACUGUUUACAGAGAUGCUUCCAUGCUACUCUCGAGAUUCACGAUUCCUCUGGAGUUCAUUUCACUUUUGGCUUGCCUGCUGUGCUUGGAGCUGUUGCCCAGGUCAUUCUCUUUGUAAUAAAAAACUGGACUAAUUUACCAAGCCUGCAUUUUUUUGUCGUGAUUCACAUUGGUGCCUUCUGCUUCACCAUCAGUGUUGCCUUGGUAACAGGUUUUAUUACAGGUUUAAUCUUAAACCUCAAACUUUUUAAGACCACCCCCGUCUCAAAGUACUUUGAAGACCAGUUUUAUUGGGAGUUUCCCCAUCUGAGUGUUGGAUUUUGAAUGGAGGAACCCAGGUGAGAGAUUUGACCGAGAUGAGCUUUUCCUAUUUGUCACAAGAGAAACGGAAUAGCUACGAUGGGUUGGAAACGCAACGAAGUGUCAAUUCUCAGGCUCAAAAAAAGCCAUCCCGGUGGGCACACCAAAA